AUGGUGAUCUACACCGUCCAGCCCCUCAUCCCCUGUCAAAUGGAGUCGGCAACACCUGCGGGUUCCUCCGACAUUCCUCCCUUCGCACAGCCUCUUGCUCCUUACAUCAAAAGUCGCGCAGAAGCUCUUCGAAUCCGGCAGGCCUUGACAAUCUAUCUCCGCUCUCAGAUUACCUUCGUUGAUAAUGACCCUGAGCACGCAGAGUGUCUCUCCAAUUCCCAUCUUUCGCUAUGUGUCUCGGAUAAUGCGGUGUCGGAUGUGAAGCGAAUACCUGCAGAGCUUACGGGACUGAGGAAGAAAUACCUCCAGGCGUUACAAGCGAAUGUGGCUGCAAGGAAACAACGACAAUUGAUCGUCGAGAAGCUGUCUGCUGAGCGCUCCGAUGGAAGUGAGAUAGGAUUGUCCUCUCAAGACAGCUCCCUGGAAUUGCAGGCUUACCUUCGACUCGUCCGCGAUCGACGACGCCACGCAAAGCUUCAAGUCUUCGAGCAAUAUCUUCAAGAGCUGCGAAACCGCGAUACCCCUCGCCCGGAAGAUUUCGAUAAUCAGGAACGCCAGAACCAGACCGCUUUGCUGGAAGAGUUUGAAGAUGAGGGUCAAGCCAGCGGUGAAGCUAGUGCUGAUAUUGAGGAGCUUGUGCAUAAGCUAGAGAGAGCAGUCAUUCGUGCAAAGUCACAACUUGAUCGGGAAAAAAAGCUAUACGCGGAACUGAAAGCUCGCAGUGCGUUCGAGAGUUAUGGGGAGGAAGAGCCCGCCCCAGCUUUGAAAGCCGCAGCUCUCCAGGUAACCCGCAAUGAGCUUGUACAAUGGGUAGAGGAUAAGCUUGUAGGCAGUGGGGACAGUGAAGAAGCUCCUAUACAGGAGAUACCUGCUGAAGAGAUAGAGGAGUCCGCUCGUAUCCUUGAGGAGCAGAGGAUGCGGAUUAUACAGCAGUACACAGUUUACACGGAAACCCGCAAGCGCCUGUUAGAGACAGUUGCUCGAGCUUGCCAGCCUGUGUCAACAGCUUCCGCCAAGACUGCAUCGCGACCCCUAGAAGUCCGCACACCCUCCACGGAAAAGGAGUUACCAAUCGAGCCGUUGGAGGUUCUGUCCUAUGCUAGCGAUGUCCUUCACCCAAUGUCCAAGAUUCAGCGGUCUCUAGCGCUACAGAAAUUCUAUCUGUCCGGCAUGCUUGCUAAGGAGAAAAGCACCACCAUGCGCAUGCUCAAUCGUCUAAGUGACGAGAGUCACCUACUCCCUGAAUAUCCGAUCCUUGCCCGACAACCCCGUUUCAAGCAUGCGACUGCAGCACUUAACCCUCGGGAUACUGCCAAUCAAGCAGAUUCGGCGAAGGAGGACGAAAUUGUCAGAUUGGCCGAGGCAUGGGCGUUCGCAUCCUCUGCGGCUGGAUCUAACGAGAAGGAGUAUGUGGGGAAAAAGGUUGAAGAUGGUAGCGAACAUGCAGAUGGGGCGUAUCAGGAGCUAGAGAAGGUCUAUAAACUGCUGAACCAGGACCUCGAGGAGGCUCUCGAGGGUGCCCAGGAAAAGAACGACAGCGAUAUAUGGGCACAUGAAGCUCGCUCAACUAGGUCUUCAGCGAGGCUUCAGGCUGAGAAGCGCCCGAAGGGGCCUUGGACGCGCUUGAUCGGUAAUGUGGGAGUCGCGGAUUAG
Molecule: messenger RNA, 1653 nt
Organism: Aspergillus nidulans FGSC A4
Lineage: Eukaryota; Fungi; Ascomycota; Eurotiomycetes; Eurotiales; Aspergillaceae
Exons: 2
Coding region: 1-1653 (550 amino acids)
Source: RefSeq, a predicted model, not a curated record